CACCAUUUUCAGAGUGAGUCACAGGCAGAGACAGAGAGACAAACACCUCUCUCUUGUUUUGGUUUUGGACAGUUCCUUUGGGUUUCGUGUUCUUCAUUCUUUUCCUCUUAUUGCUCUGUUCUUCACUUCUGAAAUCUCUCUCUGCUCAUGUGUACCAAACUUGUAUCCUUUCCUUUUCUUUAUUAUUAUUAUUAUUAUUUCUUUUUUUCUUUUAUUAUCUUUACAACCCUUUUUCUCAAGUAUUGUGUUCCUUUUCUAACUCUGUUUUUUUAUCAAAGAAAAGGUCUCAAACUUUGUAAUAAAAUACUGGUUUUGCUUUAGGGUUUUCCUUUUCCUUCUUGAUGCUGAUGGGUUUUCUUGAAAAGUAACAUUUCUUCUUCAGGAAUUUGUUCUUGCCUUUGAGAAAAUUUUCCCGGAAAGCUUUUCUCUUUCCAAUUAUGCUUUGUGUCUCCUAGGCAUUUGUUCAAACACUUUGGCUGCACUUAAAUUGCUCCUGUUAAAGAAACGUUCAUCACUUUCUUCGUCUUACUCCUUGAACCUGAACAUGGGUUGUAUCCAUGGCAAGUGUUGCAGUCGCUACCCUUCAUCUUCUAACGACGAUCCUAGAGACUUCACGGAAGCUGAUCCUUACAGUGUUCAGAGAAAACAUAUGCUUGCAGAGAGAUCAUUGGAGACUGUUCUUGUUCCUUCUCGUAACUUCCAUUUAGAGUACUCUGCUCUCACUCAACGAGGCUAUUACCCAGACUCACUCGAUAAAGAAAAUCAAGACUGUUACUCCAUUAAAACGCAGCUUCAAGGUGACCCAAAUGUCCAUUUCCUUGGUGUAUUUGAUGGGCACGGUCAAUUUGGUGCUCAGUGCUCCAAUUUCGUUAAAGACAAGGUAGUCGAAUUACUAUCAGACGACCCAGCAUUGCUUGAUGAUCCUGAAAAAGCUUUUAAUUUGGCUUUUGAAACGACCAACUACGAGUUACACAACAACAACGAUAUAGACGAUUCAAUGAGUGGUACCACGGCGAUUACCGUGCUCGUCGUAGGUGACACCCUUUUCGUCGCCAAUGUGGGUGAUUCGAGAGCUGUUAUUGCUGUUAAAGACGGGAAUCAAAUUGUUGCCGAGGACCUGUCUCGUGAUCAGACUCCAUUUAGGAGAGACGAGUAUGAAAGAGUGAAGCUCUGUGGAGCGAGGGUUCUGAGUGUUGACCAAGUGGAAGGGCUUAAGGAUCCUGAUAUUCAGAGUUGGGGCAAUGAAGAGAGCGAAGGUGGUGAUCCUCCUAGGCUUUGGGUUCAGAAUGGAAUGUAUCCCGGGACUGCAUUUACAAGGAGUGUGGGAGAUAGUACGGCAGAGAGAAUUGGUGUUGUAGCUGAUCCAGAGGUGUCAAAGGUUCAGCUAACACCAAAUCAUCUCUUCUUUAUUGUUGCAAGUGAUGGAGUAUUCGAGUUCCUUUCAAGUCAAGCUGUUGUAAACAUGGCGGCGAGAUAUACGGAUCCUCGGGAUGCUUGUGCUGCCAUUGCUGGAGAGUCUUACAAGCUAUGGUUGGAGCAUGAAAGCCGGACAGAUGACAUCACAAUCAUCAUUGUUCACAUCAAAGGCUUGAAUUCAGCAACUGGUUCUGCAGAUGGAUCAAGUGGGGUCAAUGGUAGAUCUGCAUUAAGAAAAGGGAAAGGAACUUUGGAGAUAUCUGCUACCACAGGAUCAGAAGUCUACCGUUCGGUAAGAAAUGAUUUCUCAGAUCUACAUUCCUGUCAGUAUCAUGUUUCAACGAAUCGAAGUCCAGCCAUUGUUGUUCCAUCACCAACAUGUCGAAGGCCCCUGGAAGUGUGACUCGCUUUAGAGGUGCAUUCAUGAAGCUGCUUCACAUCUCCUUGGAAAAUUAAUUUAAGAGGAUGUGGGUUAGACGUGCAGUUGAGCGGCGGUGAAAGUCAGUCAGACGGUUUUUCUACAUACAUAAAUACAUCUUCACUAAUAUCUAGUGCAGCGUUCCUAAUGUUACUCAUCACACGGUUUCUGACUAUAGAUAUGGCCUCAAGGGGAACAAAAUGGUCUCCUUUCAGCUAUAGCAUUUGUUCUACUAAUUAAUCUAAGCAUGAUGUAGAUGAAUGAAAUGGAAAUAAAAUUUGGAGGCAUUACUCAUAAGGAAAGUUGUCAUGGGAGGUGGUUGGAUGAUGAUGAUGAUGAUCCAUGUAGUAGUUGUAGUAGAAUGUACAAGUCAUGUUGUUUGUUUUUACCACACUAAAUUUCUGUAAGAAACAAUGUACAAAUUUCAAAACUUUGUUUGUGAUUCCUUGGCAUUCGUUUUCUUGA
Molecule: messenger RNA, 2299 nt
Organism: Cannabis sativa
Lineage: Eukaryota; Viridiplantae; Streptophyta; Magnoliopsida; Rosales; Cannabaceae
Product: probable protein phosphatase 2C 35
Exons: 6
Coding region: 545-1819 (424 amino acids)
Biological process (GO): protein dephosphorylation
Cellular component (GO): nucleus; cytosol
Molecular function (GO): protein serine/threonine phosphatase activity; cation binding
Source: RefSeq, a predicted model, not a curated record